Suillus clintonianus is the source of this 252-nucleotide messenger RNA. RefSeq lists its product as uncharacterized. NCBI's taxonomy places the organism in Eukaryota, Fungi, Basidiomycota, Agaricomycetes, Boletales, Suillaceae. The annotation marks the transcript as partial. The transcript has a single exon. The record is from RefSeq and is a predicted model, not a curated record.
AUGAGCACAAUGACUGACUCCCAUCGGCAGAGUCUUUCCCAUCCAUUUCUUUCUCAUCUUAUUGCCCUGCUAUCCGCCUACGAACUAUGUCCUAUGUCGACACCACCUCCACGAUAUGAUGGGCCUGCAGAUUGGCAGACAGACACCAUCAUUCGCUCUCUCGGCGCCGUUGCACGCAGAAUGUACACUGCGGAAGAGACUCUAGCUUCAAUCAAAGCCUCGGAGUGUUGGCAAACAAAUGGGCCAGAGACA